Zea mays is the source of this 576-nucleotide messenger RNA. RefSeq lists its product as uncharacterized. The transcript is spliced from 2 exons. Gene Ontology annotation, cellular component: chloroplast thylakoid membrane. The coding region runs from base 3 to 449 and encodes 148 amino acids. NCBI's taxonomy places the organism in Eukaryota, Viridiplantae, Streptophyta, Magnoliopsida, Poales, Poaceae. The record is from RefSeq and is marked provisional. Gene Ontology annotation, biological process: plastid translation.
GAAUGCCACACCCACCCAUGGCGCUCCUCCUCUCCCCGACCGUUUCCUUCCUGGUCUCCCCGUCUGCUCCACGCCCUCGAGCUCUCUCCGCUGCCGCCAAUGUAUCCUACCCCGCCUCAAGGCUGCAAUGCAAGAACCUGUCCUCCCAACAGAGCCCUCUGAAUGUGACUGCUACUUGUGCUUCUUUCGCUGAGAAGAGGCUGGUUCUUGUCCAUGCCACGGCAGAGGGUUCUGAGGCUGGUGCGGAGCAGCCAGAAGAGCCGAAACCAGCGACCAAGAUCGAGGAAAUGCCACUCGAGUCGAAGCAGAAGAUGAUCAUGGAGCAAAGAGCGCGGAUGAAGCUUGCCAAGAAACUGAGGCAGCGGCGCAAGCGGCUUCUCCGCAAGAGGAAGCUUAGGAAGAAGGGCAGGUGGCCACCGUCCAAGAUGAAGAAGCUCAAGAAUGUAUGAACAACGUCAACGUUGACUGCCACUCUGCCUUGGUUUUAUGUGUUGUGAUUGUGAUUGCCCAGCUUACGAAUUUUGCUGUUCAGAAUCUGAGACACGGUACCUACAAAAUGUAACUCUGUUUUCACGU